UUUAUUUUGUCCAGUAUGUUAUUAUUCGCGUGUUUAGAGUAGCCACCUACGCGCAUGCGCGACCACAUCUGACUCACCGUGGCAGUCAGUGCCAAAGAGUUGCAGUUGGUUAUACAACGUUCGCGUUGGAGCGUUGCUUGUUAGUUCAUUUUAUAAACACGCCGUUUGUUUUUGUGGACAAAUAUAAUCCAUUGAAGCAUAAUGUCUCACACAGUGACGAUUACUCGGACAACCACGACGAGCACCGGCCAUGCCAUCUUCGUUAACAAUGGCUACCUGGGAACAUUGCCCGGACUUCUUAAACUAGCGCAACUGUUGCUGGGGGCGGCGUGUGUCGGCGUGGUGGGGUAUUACCUGGAGCCGGGUUUCUAUAGGUACAACAAUCAGAAACCCGAGCUCUUCUUCCUACUAGUAGCGGUCGCCUGUCUGGUCGGAACCUUCUGUUUGCUUACCGCCUGCCUCGUGUCCUUUACCACUGCAUCUAUGAUAUCGAAAACUAUAUACGAGGUGAUAUACCACGGAGUGGCCUUUAUAUUGUACUUAGCAGCUGGUCUGACACUUAUAAUUGAAGUUAACCAUCAGAAAAGUAACUAUCGGAAUGAUUUUGAACCUUAUUUGGCUGCAGCAGUGAUGGGUCUUGUAAUGGCCGGUCUCUAUCUGCUUAGUACUUUCCUAGCGAAUCGUACCUACCGUGGUAUAUAAGAUUUAAUGUAAUAAAACUGGUUUAUUGAUUCAUGUAUACGCCUUACGAUGUCGUUUGUAACAUAAAAUAUAUGCUUUCUGUACUUUAAGUUUUGUUCUAUAAGUAAAAGAACAAAGAAGAAUAAUAAAAGAAGAGAGAAUAAAUAUUCCUUUGAAAACAUGUACAAAUAUUUUAUGCAAACAUAUACAAUAGAAAAAGAUUUGAGAAAUAAUUGGAUGUCGUAGUUUUGCUUUAAUAUAGCCUCUUGUGUCUAGUCGAAGAAAUUUUUUUGUGACGUACCUCGAUUAACAGAGUAUGACAUUAAAAUAAAAUAGAAUAAUAUAGAUUCUUCGUUAUUUAGCGUUACUACUUUAUGACGAUCGCCUUGUUGUUUACAAUAAGAGAUAAUUGUAAAGCAGGAAUAAUUAAGUUACAGGUCUAUUUAUUAACUUAAUUAAAGAUAUUUAAGUAAAAUAAGAAACAAAUGAAAACUUAACAUAAAACACUUCUGUUUCUGUUUCAAUACUUCAUUAAAUUACAUAUUAUUAUGGAAAUGGCUUCAAAAGAAAAAUGUUAUUCGCGUAGUUAUAAGAAAUUGUAUGAUUUCCGUCUUAUAUUUUUUGAAUGUUUCCAUUUUUUUAAAGUUAAUCUGUUGCAAUUUUUGAAUAAUUGUGAUCCAAAUUACUUUGUUCUGCAAAAUAAGCACAUCAAA
Messenger RNA from Papilio xuthus (Asian swallowtail), 1394 nucleotides. RefSeq lists its product as uncharacterized. NCBI's taxonomy places the organism in Eukaryota, Metazoa, Arthropoda, Insecta, Lepidoptera, Papilionidae. The coding region runs from base 202 to 702 and encodes 166 amino acids. The record is from RefSeq and is a predicted model, not a curated record. Gene Ontology annotation, cellular component: membrane. The transcript has 5 exons.